GAGCAGAUGCGCGUGACGCGCUGAAGCUGACGGAUCUCCCCCGCGCUCAGCAUGCGCCCCGGAGCUGCCGCGUAGCCCUGAGCCCUCCGGACUAAACCACUGGAAACAUGUGCAAGACACGCAAAGGUUUCUGCCUUGCUAGGGAAGGAAAGUUCUGGGUUUUUUGGAUUCUCCUGCUCUACACAAGUCCUCUAUCCUGCUUUUCAAAGUUCAGCCAUCUUGUCUAUAAGAUAAAGGAAGGCUUACCCAAUGGGAUUCUCAUCGGGUCCAUUGGAGAAGAUUUAAAUUUGGAUUUCUCCAUCGACCCCCCGCGUUUGUUCCAUCUGGAAUUAAGGCAGAGCAAUUCUCAGUAUGUCAAUCUAAGUUAUACAACCGGGGAGCUUUUCACUUCUGCUGUGGAAAUUGACCGAGAGACUCUUUGUGCAGAUUCCUAUGAGGGUCAAGGAUGCACUAUUUCUCUGGACGUGAUCAUUCUGCCACAGCAGUACUUCCAGCUAGUUAAGAUCAAAAUCAUCAUCGAAGACAUUAAUGACAAUAAGCCACAUUUUCCAGUGGACGAGAUCAGCGUGUCUGUGCCGGAAAAUGCACAGGUCAACGCUCGGUUUGUGGUAGAGCAAUCUGCUGUAGACCCGGAUAUAGGCAUUUAUGGGGUUCAGACAUAUUGGCUGGCUAAUGACUUUGGAGUUUUCACGCUGGACGUUGAGCAAAACGAAGGAGGAGAACUGACACCUUUCCUGAUCAUUACUGGACCUUUGGAUAGGGAAACGAAAGCGGAAUAUUUAACUGAAUUCAUCGCUGAGGACGGGGGAUCUCCUCCUUUUUUGGGCAGUACCACUCUUAGAAUUAUCAUCACAGAUGUAAAUGACAACUGCCCCAAAUUUGCAGAGACUCAGGUGAAUGUGACACUUUCUGCAAACACCACAAAGGGCUCACAGUUGGCCCGUCUCUAUGCCUUUGACCCAGAUCAUGGUACCAAUGCUCAGAUUACUUACUCGUUCAGUAAACGGGUCACUCGAGAAACUAGGAACCUUUUUCACUUGGAUGAAAUCACAGGGGUCAUCAAGCUAGCCGAAAAGAUCGAUUCGGACACUGGAAAGCUGUACAAGAUGGUUGUGCUGGCUAACGGGCCAGCUUGCAUACCUGAUAUUGCUACCGUCACUGUGAAGGUUGUUAAACUGGUUUCGGGACCACCAGCCCUCAUACCCCGUUACAUUGCUUCAGAGAAAGAUGGUGUGGUUUCUCUGAGUGAAUCAGAGCCACCCUUUACACCUAUUGCUUUCUUCACCAUAAAGAAUGCAGACCCAAGGAAGAAGGUGACAUGUACUUUGCAAGGUCAUGGACCCUUCAGGCUUUUGCCAUAUAAAAAUUUGAAAAAUGAGUUCUUGCUGGAGACUACUGCUCAGCUGGAUUAUGAAGAUCAAAAAUAUUAUGAACUCACUGUGGUGGUCAGAAACUCAGAUGGAGAAGUUGUUGAGACACAGGUGAAGGUGCACAUAUUGGAUGAUAAUGACAAUGCUCCCAUAUUUAAACAGUCAGUUAUUGAUAUAAAGAUUGAGGAGAACAAUGCUCCGGACACAUUCCUCGCUAAAUUCCAAGCCACUGACAAGGACAGUGGUAACAGGGGUGAGAUACUCUAUCUUCUUGGGUCAGAUGCUCCCCCAAUCUUCCACCUUGACCGGUUGACUGGGGUCUUGACCGUGACCACAUCUUUUGACAGAGAGGAGAAAGAGACCUACCGGUUUAUAGUCCGAGCAGUUGAUGGUGGCACGCCAAGGAAGGAGUCAAUCGCUACGGUUUUAAUCACCAUCCUGGAUCGCAACGAUAACAGUCCUCGUUUCAUCAACAAAGAUUUCACCUUCUUCGUCCCAGAGAACUUCCCAGGAUUUGGGGAAAUUGGAGUCCUCUCUGUGACCGAUGCGGAUGCCGGGGAAAAUGGCUGGGUGGCGCUAUCAAUCAUCAAUGGAAGUGACAUAUUUGUUAUUGACACAGGACGGGGUGCACUGAGAGCGAAAACCACAUUGGACCGGGAGCAGCAAGGAACAUACUAUCUCUGGAUUGAAGCUGUGGACGGGGGUAAGCCUGCACUCUCGUCCGUCACCAUGGUUACUGUUUUGCUGUUGGACGUCAACGACAACCCGCCAGUGGUGCUGUUUCCCCAGUCCAACCAGUCCUACUUGCUGGUUCUUCCCAGUACACUUCCAGGAUCGUCCGUCACAGAGGUCUACGCUGUGGAUAGGGACACUGGCAUGAAUGCCGUCAUUGCCUACAGCAUCAUCAAGCGUAGGGGCGGCGAACCAGGCUCGUUUGACAUAGACCCAGAUACUGGAAACAUCACCCUCAGGAAGGUCUUGAGUGACCGGGGCCUGUACAGCCUGCUGGUCAAAGUCAGUGACCAUGGCCAACCUGAACCACUUCACUCCACUGUUAUGGUCAACCUGUUUGUCAAUGAAACCAUCAGCAACGAGACAUACAUUCAGAGCCUCCUGACCAGAGAGGCAGAUAUCGGGAUUGAGGAGGUCAGGCCACCAAUCAGGCUUGCUCAGGGGCCAGAGUAUAGUGAACUCUUUCCCUGCAAGCUGCUACUUAUUGCUCUUAGCACCACCUGUAUGGGGCUUCUCCUUAUAGUGGUGUCACUGACCGCAUACAUAUGCUGUAAGAGGCAAGAAAAUCAUAAAAAGAAGAGAUUAGAAGUAGAGAUCCCUUUAAAAAUAGACAGUGACAGACAAGCCAUGGACAGGAAGCUUAUGGAAAUUUCUAACAUAUGACCAUGGCCCACAUCAACAAACUGUCUACAAAUGUAAAUUGUGCAGCUUCUCCAGACAAACAAGUGGAGUAUAAACUGAGAAAAUUGUAUAUAUUGUAUAUUUGAUGUUUUUGUAAUUUUAUGACAUGAAACAAAAUAUAUUUAAAAAAUUGCUCAAAAGGUUACAUCAAAAGUGUGUCUAGUUUUUUUAAACCUACAUUUUCCCAAAUGCUUGAGUGUAUGACACUGUAAUUUAUUACUCUUUAAUAAGUAGUGCCCUCUGCAACGUGUCAAACCUCCAUUUCUGUUCAGCACAAGAUUGUGUUGUAUGAAUAUCGAAUAUGGAAAAUGGACGUAUCACUGCACAGUGAUUAACAGAAACCCUUAUGCCAUUGCCACAUUCGAUUCAUUAGUAAAUAUAUUUCAUGCAUUCUGUGAGGGAUAAAGGAUACGUUCCUAGUGGACUCUAAGUAUUUAGUACGGGUCGAAUGAAAAUCCGGGUUUUCAAGGCCACCUUUGUCAAUUGGAGUUUGUAAUGAAAAUUUCAAAGAUUCUUUAUCCUUCUCUACCAAAAACAUUUAAGAAAUGUCUAUGUUUACAUGCAGUGUACAAUGUGAGCAAUAGCUUAAUUGAAAUUUAAACCAACUGAGGUCAAUCUGUUUGAAUUUCUAUCUGAUUGAAAGAUGAAUUAAAACAUUUGCGAGAUGUGAAGUUUCGUGAAUUUGGAAUUGGUAAAAAGAUAGUGUGUGUUUGUGUUAUACAGGCUAAGAAACCAAAUUCCAUUAUUAAAUGUAGAAUAUUUUAUUAAAAGUUUGAAUGGGGUCCAAGAUUGGCAUCCAGGCAAUCCAGUCUCAGAUUGGAUAUCUUUUAAAACGAACGAGGCGAAAGAGAGCAUGAUUGGGAUAGCGAACUAACGAGUUGAGCCUUCUGUUCACUUCUUCUUGCUAUUAAACAUAAAUUUGGUUUAACAUAAACGCAAAUGUUAAUACUAAUGGAAAUGUAAUCUCCUGACAUUUAGUUGUAUAAAUUGUUUGUUGAGAAUCUGCAUUCGGAAAGAAUUUCAUUCAGAUUGACAAAAAUCAUUGCAUGUGAACGCAGCCGACGGUUUAUCCCAAAACCCGACAACCUUGUGGUGUGUAAGUAAAGUGUACAUGCAUA
This is a messenger RNA of Clarias gariepinus (North African catfish), 3901 nucleotides long. RefSeq names its product protocadherin-20 (gene pcdh20). Gene Ontology annotation, molecular function: calcium ion binding. The record is from RefSeq and is a predicted model, not a curated record. Gene Ontology annotation, cellular component: plasma membrane. The coding region runs from base 108 to 2765 and encodes 885 amino acids. NCBI's taxonomy places the organism in Eukaryota, Metazoa, Chordata, Actinopteri, Siluriformes, Clariidae. Gene Ontology annotation, biological process: homophilic cell-cell adhesion. The transcript is spliced from 2 exons.